AUUCGGGUAACGUCAACCACAUCAAAAGGCCCAUGAACGCCUUCAUGGUCUGGUCGAGGGGACAAAGGAGGAAAAUGUCUCAGGACAAUCCCAAGAUGCACAAUAGUGAAAUUUCUAAAAGAUUGGGUGCAGAAUGGAAACUUUUAACAGAAUCCCAAAAAAGGCCUUUUAUAGACGAAGCAAAAAGACUAAGAGCUUUGCACAUGAAAGAACACCCCGACUACAAAUACAGACCCCGAAGAAAACCCAAAACGGUCCAGGGACAAACUUCAACAAAUUUACCAAACCAGGGAACACCACAUACCACUGGGCAACCAUACCACAAGGUACAACCUGGUCACCAAUUGAUGAUGCCAACCCAAGGAUCAGUUCCAAACAAAGAUAAUAUGUUUAAUACUGCUUCUACAGUUUUUACCAAUACAAAUUCCAGGGCUGUAUUGGGAACUCCUGGACCUUUAAAUUUUUCUGGUAGACAGGAUGUCAAUAGGGUGCCGACUUGGUACGGAAACCAAGGUAAGGGAUGA
This is a messenger RNA of Ctenocephalides felis (cat flea), 524 nucleotides long. RefSeq names its product transcription factor Sox-21-B-like. NCBI's taxonomy places the organism in Eukaryota, Metazoa, Arthropoda, Insecta, Siphonaptera, Pulicidae. Gene Ontology annotation, biological process: anatomical structure morphogenesis; regulation of DNA-templated transcription; cell differentiation. Gene Ontology annotation, molecular function: DNA-binding transcription factor activity, RNA polymerase II-specific; RNA polymerase II cis-regulatory region sequence-specific DNA binding. The record is from RefSeq and is a predicted model, not a curated record. The transcript has 4 exons. Bases 33 to 524 code for a protein of 163 amino acids.